UCACAGCUGAAACUCGAAGAUUGUCCGUCCCCUUUCCGUUUCCUGCCGGGCCUCGAGGCAGUCAACAGCUAAUACCUCUGCUUAGGGUUGGACGACCUCUGCGUUCGCUUCAUCAUCAACCUCCCCCAAGAGGAUCUUAGAUCUGUCGAGCGCAUUUGCUUCCAAGUUGAAGAGGCACAAUGGUUUUACGAAGAUUUUAUCCGUCCUUUGGACGACCGCUUGCCGCUAAUGUCCCUCCGGACCUUUUGCCUGCGCAUCUUCGCCCACUGUCCGCUCCUCUCAACCUUCACCGUCGGGGAACACACGCAGGCCUUCGAACGGUUCCUUCAAUACAAAACCCGAAUCCCUGUCCGCGGCGCCAUCCUGCUGAAUGAGGCCAUGGACCAUACCGUUCUCGUCAAAGGCUGGAAGAAGAAUGCCAAUUGGAGCUUUCCCAGAGGUAAAAUCAACAAGGACGAGGAUGAUUUGGAUUGCGCUAUACGCGAAGUUUAUGAAGAGACCGGGUUCGAUAUCAGAGAAGCCGGUCUCGUUCCUAAACCGGAGGAUGUCAAGUUCAUCGAAAUUACUAUUAGGAAUCAACAGUUACGACUGUACGUGUUUCGCAACGUCCCCAUGGACACGGUCUUCCAGCCCAAAACCAGGAAGGAGAUCAGCAAAGUGGAUUGGUACAGGCUCUCUGAUCUUCCCUCGUUUCGGAAGAAAGGCAAUCAGCAACAGGACGCCGCCGCCGCCGCAGCGAAUGCCAAUAAGUUCUAUAUGGUAGCACCGUUUUUGGGGCCGCUCAAGAAGUGGGUGUCCCAGCAGAAGAAGAGGGAUGCGGUCAGAGCUGGUCAGAAUCCUCUUCUCGCUGCUGCAACACAGCUGGAGGAACCCCUGACCGAGGAUGACAUGGGGACCCAGACUGAAACGAUGGGCGAGGUACCAGCAACUUCAUCAAAGGACACUUUGGAGGGAGCUAACCGUGAGCUCCGACGGUUGCUGUCGGUUCAGGGUUCGACUGUAGGUCCGCAACCGCCAGUGGGCAUGAACGCCGCUGCCUCGACUACGGAUAAGGGUGGGGCGUUGAUGGCACUCUUGAAGAAGAGGGAGGCCGAAGCGCCUCAACAGUCUCAAGCGACUCGCCAUCAUGUACCCCAUACGCCUCUGGACCUGACUUACCAGAACCCUCCAGAGCCGGAAGCUCCACAUCAUCAUCAUCAUAUUGCUCAACGCUUGCCUGUUCCUAACUUCCAGCCUCCGCCUAAUUUUCCACUUCCUCCACAGGCCAACCAGAACCCCAAUGCUGGGAAUCAUAACCAGCCGCAACCGCCUCUUCCAGGUUAUGGCUAUGGGCAAGAUCAGUAUAUGAAUGUGCCACCUCCCCAGAGAAAGGAGCCUGUUCUCCUACACCCGCAGCCUCUGCCGCCGCAGGUUCAGCAGUCCAUGCUUACUAGAGGGAUCUUGGGAGUGGCAACACCUAACCUGCCAGACACCACGGGCCAGAGGCAUCAGCAGCCUCUUCAAGCCAGUCUGAAGGCGUUCUUGACUCACAGCAGGCGGGAUCCUACGCAAGGGCAGAUGGCGCCGAACCCGCAUCCCCCUCAACUGACGAAUCAGGCAAUGUCUCUUCUGAACGUCUUCAAAGGCGAUAGUGUGCGUUCUGGCGACGGUCGGGGCCCUGGUGUCAAUACCCAGGAGAAUAUCCAUCCUCAAAUGGCAGAUCAGCCUCGACAGCAACCUCCCAGUAAUUGGCAGCAUGGGCAACAGCCUAGUCCUGCUGGACAAUACUAUGGGCAACAUGCGCCUCAGGUCACUCAACCACCUUCGGUGAAUUCUGUGCCGCAUCCUGGACCGGGAGGGUUUCCUAUGGGUGCUGCUCCUAGGCCGAUCCAGCCUGCGGACUUGCAUCGAAAUGCCUUGUUGGACAUCUUCAAGAAAACAGUACCGGCCUCGCCAUCCGGUAGCGACAUAACGCCUAAAUUGCACACUGCAGGCCGGCCUGACUUGGCCACCAGGCCGGAUUCUGGCAGUCAAUAUAAUGUCGGACCACCUGCUCAGGGGCCAGGUUUCACGGCAGGUGCCAACGAAGAACCCGUUCCUACUAACGCAGAGCACACCCUACCGUAUAGACCUCAGAUCCUGGCCCGGCCCAAGCCUCAAGAAGCUCAGGAGCUCACGCCUGCGCAACUGCGCACUUAUGCUGUUCCCGCAAGCACCGUUUUGCAAGAUCUCAAGAACUCGGUCUAUCCCAACUUGCCAUCUGCCAAGGACCGUCUGCUCAGGCAACAGGCCGAGGCCAGGGGCAACAAGUCGCCCGUAGCCAAUCUUGCCGCCACCGCUGGCCAGCCAUACAACCAGGAUCGGUCCCCUCAGGCCGCCCACGUUGCGCCAUCGUUCCAACAAUACCACCAGAACCAAGCUUCGCAGAUCCCCAACGUGCCCCACCAACAUCAACAGCGCCACGCGGGUGCUAGUCCCAACCCCAACCCCGAGCAGAGAAACAAGUUGCUCGAGCUCUUUGGCAAAGCUCAGCCAUCUCCUCCUGUGAGCUUCUCGCAGCCUUCACCGGCGGGGUCGCUGGGAUCGAGGCAUGUCGAGGAGAAGUUGAAGAUGAAGGAGCCCGUUAUGUUGGCGCAGGCGAGGUCUAGGGUACCUUCGUUUGCUUCCACGAGCGGUGGGGAGCUUGCUGUUCCUCAAGUUCAUGAUCAGGGUAGCAGGCCGACUUCGAGUGGCGGUAGCCAGACGCCUAUUUCACCGACUGAUCGCAACUUUUUGCUGUCGUAUCUGAAAAAUAUCCCGGGCCCUCGUUAGGGGUUGAGGAGUGAGCGGUGGUGCUUAUAGGGGAAGAGAGUGGUUUAUUUUUAGCAGUAUUGUCUUGGGUUAGUGGACUGAUAGGGGUAGUUGGUGAAGGAAUCCUGCUACGCGGUUGUCGCGGCCUCUAUGGAUAUUUAUGUGGUGAUGAGGUUUAACUGUUACCGGCUUGCUUGGGUGAAACGGGUAUGGUUGUUUAUACACUCCUGGUCGAUUCCUCUGACUCGGUUCAGCAUUAGUUGGUUGACGUGGAAACCGCAAGGAGACAAGCAAGCAAGCGAUUCUUUCGUUAAUAAUGGUUAAACGCUAGCGUUACUUUCAUUGUAAUCGUAGUGGGAUCGUAGAUCGUACCCGGACGACGAGCAAGACAUUUUGCAUUCACCCUAAGAGAUAAUUCACAUCGUUCACUUCCCGC
Neurospora tetraspora is the source of this 3205-nucleotide messenger RNA. RefSeq lists its product as uncharacterized. The transcript has a single exon. The record is from RefSeq and is a predicted model, not a curated record. NCBI's taxonomy places the organism in Eukaryota, Fungi, Ascomycota, Sordariomycetes, Sordariales, Sordariaceae. Gene Ontology annotation, cellular component: P-body; cytoplasm. Gene Ontology annotation, molecular function: 5'-(N(7)-methylguanosine 5'-triphospho)-[mRNA] hydrolase activity; RNA binding; manganese ion binding. Gene Ontology annotation, biological process: deadenylation-dependent decapping of nuclear-transcribed mRNA; nuclear-transcribed mRNA catabolic process, nonsense-mediated decay. Bases 229 to 2790 code for a protein of 853 amino acids.